AUGACUCUACGCAAACGGCGCCGUUCUUCCAAAGACAAUGAGGAGGACGAAGACACGACUGUCCACAGGCGAAAAAGCCCCAGAAUUCAAAAGAUCCUCAACAAACAACACCAAGAACGCCUACAAAAAUUGAAAUCUAAGCCAUCACACAGAAGCCCACGACUACAAGAGAUACAAGACGUGAACAGGCAGGGAACCACAAGAGGAGGGAGACAGACGAGGUCACCGCCUCGAUCAAGUAUCACUCAGCAAUACUCAGGACAGAAGCAGGUGGUGAAGCCAUACCCCGGCCCCAAAGAGAAAGGCGAAGAUCGACCCACGGCCCCAUUUACGGACCAAGGAACACAGAAGAGUACAAAACGGCGACGUCGCGUGAACGAGGAAGACGAAUCAGCCCAUAACGCGAAGCGUCCGAGACACCACCUAGCGCAAUGCACUGAACCGAGAACAGCACCUAACAAGGAGAACUUCAUUGAGAAUUGGCUGGACGAAACCUGCUGGUCUCGAAGAGCCUCGACAGAGAACGAAGUCGAGGCCCUGGCAGUAGCUAACGUGCCCCGGAAAUCUCUUCCGGCGUUCCAAUCCCCAGGGAACAGCGUCGAGAGCACCAUAACUUCGUCCAGAAAGUCAGAGAGAUCCGCUGCAAGCGUGCAUGACACGGAUUAUCGGCAGUCACUACGCUAUCGCAACAUCUUCAUCGAGCGCGAGAAUCCUCCGCCAGAGUUAAUACAGAAAGCACAGAGAAUAAUAUCACGCUCGCGAGAGUCACCUGAGAUCGACGACGCCGCUAUUGAAGAAGUGAAACAAACCUCUCGAAGACUUCAGGAUGAAGGUGAAGACAAGAUCAUAAAACAAUUGGUCCCAGACAUAAUUCCAUCUAUAAAGAAGAUCCCCGACCAGAGACUGGAAAUGAAUGCCGAUCAACCGUGGUUCAAUUCUGUCCCUAUCCCGCUCGACCCAGACGUUCUGAUCAACCCUCUUCCUCUACCCAAACCAAAGCCGGACCUUACUUUUGGAUACUCCGAGACAGCAUUCAACCACAAACAGCUUCUGACCAUUGACCUUCUCAUUGACGACCAGUUCGGCCGAAGCUACGCCGUUCCAGACCAGAAGAUUAGAUUUCCAUUUCUGGAGGUCGAGUUUAAAUCGCAGGCUAAAAAUGGAACUCAUUAUAUCGCAACAAAUCAGGCCGCUGGUGCUGGAGCUAUCGCCUUGAACGCAGAUUUCAGCCAGUCCUCUUUUCAAACACCAAUCAUCAUGUCGAACCCGAGAAUAGAAGAGCUCCCUGAUGAUGAGCCUGACAAGAAGGCCGCAGCAGAAGAUGCCUCCAGCUCGUCUGACUCGGAACCCGAAGCUGCUGGUGAGGGAGAAGCCAAUAUUCCAGCCGGCUCUGCUGUCGCAGUCCACAGCCGAAACGAGAAGAAGGCGAGGAAGGCCAUUGGCAAGCUGGGAUUAAAACAUGUUCCGGGAAUCACACGAGUUACGUUGAGGCGACCAAAGGGAAUCCUCUUCGUCAUCUCCAACCCUGAUGUCUACCGAUCACCAACCAGCAAUACCUGGAUUAUCUUCGGAGAGGCUAAGAUCGAAGACCUGAACUCACAAUCCCAGGCCGCUGCCGCUCAACAACUCGCAGCUGCGGAAGCAGCCAACGCAGAUCACUCUGGCCACGAUCACGCAGCCGAGAAUGGCAAGGGCAAGGCCGUUGAGGAUAAGAAGGCAGAAGACGAGGAGGAUGACGAUGAGGAAGUGGAUGACAGCGGUCUCGAAGCUAAGGAUAUCGAACUUGUCAUGACCCAGGCUUCUGUGUCGAGGAAAAAGGCCGUCAAAGCUCUGAAGGAGAACGGCAACGACAUAGUCAACUCCAUCAUGGCGCUGAGUGUAUGA
Messenger RNA from Fonsecaea erecta, 1884 nucleotides. RefSeq lists its product as hypothetical. The record is from RefSeq and is a predicted model, not a curated record. Gene Ontology annotation, cellular component: nascent polypeptide-associated complex; cytoplasm. NCBI's taxonomy places the organism in Eukaryota, Fungi, Ascomycota, Eurotiomycetes, Chaetothyriales, Herpotrichiellaceae. The transcript has 6 exons. Bases 1 to 1884 code for a protein of 627 amino acids. Gene Ontology annotation, biological process: protein targeting to membrane.